AUGUCCGAGUUGGAGAAAAAACCCGAAAGUUCUGUCGUCGAAAGCAUCCAGCUGGACUUGGUGGAGGACGAAAACGUCUUUGUGGUGAAAGACAAAGGUCCCAAUUUUCGUGGUGUCGGAUGGCUUGGAGCCGCUGCCUUGGUUGCAAAAACCCAGUUUGGGUACGGGGUUUUGGGACUUCCGGGCACUUUCCAGGUCUUGGGUUUUGUCCCGGGUCUUAUUUCCUUGGUGGCUCUUUGUGCCUUGACAACAUGGACAGGCUACAUGGUGGGCCAGUUUCGACUUAGAAAUCCUCAGGUUUACGGUGUGGGCGAUGCGGCAGAAUUGAUGUUUGGGCCUGCUGGAAGAGAAUUUAUGGGUGGAGCGUUUUGGCUUUUUUACACCCUUUGCUACGGUGCUGCCGUGCUUACUUUGUCCAUUGCAUUCAAUGCUAUUACUGGGCAUGCUACUUGCACCAUGGUCUGGGUUGCUGUGGGUGCCGUUGUUGCUUUGGUGCUUGGAACAGCCACCAGAACUUUGAAGUACAUGUCGUGGUUGGGCUUUGCAGCUUUGGCUUCGGUUUUUUUCAGUGUUUGGCCCGUCACUAUAGCCGUUUUGGCCCAAAGCACGCCAGAAGCCGCUCCAAAGGGCGAACCAGUCGAUAAACAGGUUUUUGCUGUGGCCACAGGCCGCACUUUUGCAGCCAUUGCCAGUGCCAUUGCUACCCAGCUUUCAGGGCUCUGUGGAACUGCGGCGUUUUUCACGAUCCACUCGGAAAUGAGAGACCAGCGUCAGUACAACAAAUCGCUCUUUCUCGGCCAGGGUUUCGUUUCGCUCAAUUACAUUUUGGUCACUUGCAUCAUCUACGGCAGGGUGGGCAGGUACGUCACCUCUCCAGCUUUGGGAUCGGCCGGACCGCUUUUGAUGAAAAUCUGCUAUGGAAUUGCGUUGCCAGGACUCUUCUUUUCGUGUUUCUUUCAGGCUCACAUUGCAGGAAAGCACGCCUUGGUACGGCUUCUUCGUGAUACCAGGCAUCUCCAGACCAAUACCAAAACCCACUGGUUCACGUGGACCACCAUGAUGGUGCUCGUUGUGAUUAUUGGUUUUGUGAUUGCAAGCUCCAUUCCGUUUUUCAACGACUUGUUGGCAUUGAUUGCCGCUCUAUUGGGGAGUCUUUUCACCCUUAUCAUGCCAGCGCUACUAGGCAUCUACAUCAUGAGUGGCUAUUCCAAACUGGAGGGAGAUGGCCUUUUAGCUUGGGUUGGUCACUACAGAAGAAACUGGAACUCCUCCCGCACAAACAGGAUCCAUUCUCUUGUGGCGCUUCUAGCCAUAGCGUUUGGUGCAUUUAUUUUGGUGGCCGGUACGUAUGGGGCUGUGUAUUCCAUUGUGGAUGGAUACAGAACUGGGAGGGUAUCGAGGGCGUUUUCAUGUGAGGACAACAGCAAUUGA
Candidozyma duobushaemuli is the source of this 1431-nucleotide messenger RNA. RefSeq lists its product as uncharacterized. NCBI's taxonomy places the organism in Eukaryota, Fungi, Ascomycota, Pichiomycetes, Serinales, Metschnikowiaceae. Gene Ontology annotation, biological process: amino acid transmembrane transport. Bases 1 to 1431 code for a protein of 476 amino acids. Gene Ontology annotation, cellular component: vacuolar membrane. The transcript has a single exon. The record is from RefSeq and is a predicted model, not a curated record. Gene Ontology annotation, molecular function: amino acid transmembrane transporter activity.